This is a messenger RNA of Polypterus senegalus (gray bichir), 6320 nucleotides long. Its product is annotated as DOMON domain-containing protein FRRS1L. Bases 353 to 1177 code for a protein of 274 amino acids. The transcript has 5 exons. Lineage: Eukaryota; Metazoa; Chordata; Cladistia; Polypteriformes; Polypteridae. Gene Ontology annotation, biological process: regulation of glutamate receptor signaling pathway. The record is from RefSeq and is a predicted model, not a curated record.
UAGAAAUGGUUGUUUUGCAUUUAUAAUUUGUCCUCUCGGACAUCAUCGUCGCAUGUCCGUUUUAAUUUACAUAAAAAUAUCCGGACGGGAAGCGCCACAGCGGGAGUAAGCCAGCCAGGAGGCCGAGAGCUCGGCGGCGCGCUGCGCGUGCACGCGGACAUCAGUUUGUCGCCUUCGCGAAGCCUCCUGCUCGUGACGUUGUGAAGGGAGAGAUGCUGCUGUUUGAGCGUCUGUUUUUUGUUUAGGCCAUGGCCAAAGCAAUGUGGGGCUGAGUGCAGCAGCAGACGACGCCCUAUCCCCUUCAUUCGCUUCUCCGGACUCGUCAUUGUCAUCCCUGUCCCCGCGACUGGCCAUGUUCCUGCCGCUUCUGCUGCUGCUACGCGUCGGAGGCUCCCUGGGUAACCCGGCCGAAGACGGGGCGCCCCGCAGCGGCCACGGAGAUCCAGGAGAGCCAACCUUCGAGGAGCCACAUCAAGAUUCUUACAGCACCUUCGCCGCCGAGCUCUUCGAAUCCCGAUACCUAAGCCAAGAAGGUUAUCCAUUCCCUACUGCACCUCCUGUGGAUCCUUUUGCACGGAUUAAAGUAAGCGACUGUGGAAUAACAAAAGGAUGUUUCAGAUAUGGGAAACCAGGCUGUGAUGCUGAGACUUGCGAUUAUUUUCUAAGUUACCGCAGAAUCGGUGCGGAUGUUGAGUUUGAGCUCAGUGCUGACACAGAUGGCUGGGUGGCAGUAGGGUUUUCUUCUGACAAAAAGAUGGGAGGCGAUGAUGUAAUGGGCUGUGUGCAUGAUGACAAUGGUAGGGUUCGGAUACACCACUUCUAUAAUGUUGGACAGUGGGCUAAGGAAAUUAAAAGAAACCCAGCCAGAGAUGAGGAGGGAAUAUUUGAAAACAACAGAGUCACCUGUAGAUUCAAGCGGCCAGUUUAUGUUCCUAGAGAGGAAACCAUUGUGGAUCUUCACCUGAGCUGGUACUAUUUGUUUGCUUGGGGGCCAGCUAUACAAGGAUCAAUCACCAGGCAUGACAUUGACUCCCCUCCAGUGUCCGAUUACAUGGUUAGCAUAUACAGCUAUCAGGACAUCUUCAUGCCUUCAGCAGCAUAUCAGACAUUUUCAUCUCCAUUCUGUUUGCUGCUUAUUGUUGCGCUGACCUUCUAUAUACUUAUGGGAACACCUUAACUAGGAGUGGGACGGCAGCUUAUUGAAGUUUUCAAUCUUGGAAAUAAGAGAACAAGGAAUGACUGGAAACUAGCCAAUAAAUUCAGAAUUGUGCCAAUCCUAAAAGGAUGUGCAGAUGAUUGUAUCACUGCCACCUCCAUAUAAAUGUGCAUCUCUAAUGGCAGAAGGGAUGGCUUCCACUUAAAUCUGAGGCAGGUGACUACGUUUACAUUCCUUCUUCAACCUCGAUUCUUUGCCUUGCUGUGUGGUAAUGCUAAAGUGGCGAAUCAGCUGUAGUGAUACUGCAUACAUGUAAAACUGGACUGCAUAUACUAGUUAAGAGUAAUCAAUUUACCUACUUUUAGCCCGAUGAGCCAAGAGUAAAGCAGUAUUAUAGUCACUGCUGUCUGCAAAGUGACAUCUAAAAAUGCCUUUAUAUAAAAAAAAAAUGUGUAUAUAAAACACUGAAGUCAUUAUAAAAGUUUUGAUUUUUUUUGAUGUACAGAGAAUGUAGUACUUGCAAUAAGGGUAUAAUUUUGAGUGAGACAUUCCCCAUUUCAUAUUGCUUUAUUCUGUAAAAUGAGGGAUUGUGUUCUACUGUUUUUUUACCAGUUCUAACAGCGUUGCUUAUAGUGUCUAUAAAAGUAUUCGUCCCCUUGGAAGUUUUCACAUUAUUAUACAACAUUGAAUCACACUUGGUUUAAAUUUGCCUCUUUUGACACCUAUCAACAGAAAAAAAAUUCUUUAAUGUCAAAAGUCGAAAAACAGUUCUCCGAAGUGGUCUAAAUUAAUUAGAAACAUAAAACACAAUAUUUGAUCACAUAAGUAUUCAACCUUUUCAAGUCAGUAUUUGGCAGCCCUGACAGCUUUGAGUCAGUGUGGACAGAUGUCUAUUAGUUUGCACAUCUGGAGAUAGAUAGAUACUUUAUUAUUGCAGUCUAUUUCCAUUCCCCUUUGAAAAACUACUCAACCUCUGUCUGGUCACAUGGGCAUCAUGUCCAGCCACAAAUUCUCAAACAGACAGAUCUCGGACUUGGCUGCUCCAGGACGUUAACGUUGUUGUUUUUAAACCAUCCCUAUGUAGCUGGUCUUAUCAUUCCAUUGAACAUUCUUCUAGCCGACUUCAAAGUUUCCCCAUGUGCCUUCGGCCAAACUCCAGCAGAGAUGUCAUGUGCAUUUUUUUUUUGAAACAAUGGCUUGGUCUUUGCCACUCUGCCAAUAAAGCUGUGACUGGUGAAACACCCAAGCAGCAGUAGUUGUCUGUCCGGUCUUUCCUUUCUCAUGCACUGUAGCUUGUAACUUCAAAGUUCUCAUAGGUCCCUUGGUGGCCUCCCUCACUAGUCUUCUUGCUCAUCUCUCAGUUUUUGAGGAAGGCCUGCUGUAGGCAAAUUUACAACUGUGCCAUGCUCUUUCAGUUUCUUCAUGAUUGAAGACUUCAAGGAAAAUACAGUGACUUCGAUAUCUGGGAAUGGAGGCAAUCAAUUUUUCAUGGAGCUGCUUAGUGUUCUUUUGCUCUCAUUGUGUGGGUUAGGCCACAAUUCACAAUUCUGAUUCACCACAAGCUGGACCUUCCAGGUAAGGUGCAUUUCUACUACAAUCAGUUCAAACAGAGACAAGGGUUAUGGGACUUCUCUUGUGUGACUUUUAAAAAACAAUUGGCUGCUCCAGUGACAAGUUGUGUGUCACUUUAAAAUAUGUAUGUAAAUAAUUAUUUAGUGUUUUAUAUUUGUACUUAAUUUAGAUUUCUUUUUGAGGGGUCUGUGUUCAUUAUUACAAGUCUUUUUUUCUCUUGAACACUGUCAAAAAGGCAAAGUUAAAAAAAUGUGAAAACUUCCAAGGGGUGAAUAUUUUCUGUAGGCCUUGUAUAUUCUAUAUUUGUUAUGUAAUAGUACUACUUUUAUACAUCAUCAUUUCAGACUGGUUUCAAAUGUCUAAUGUGUUGGUUUCUGCCUUUUCAACAGAUGCUGUAUGAAUAUCCCAUGUCAGAAAAUACAGUAGUGGAGUUUCACUUAAUUUCAAUUGAGCCGCGCAGUAGGCUCUUGGUAUCUAAAUUUUUCCUGUACAUUUUAUAUUCAAACCCAGUAAGAAGGCUCUAAAUAACAAAGCCAAGCUAUAUGGUUUCAUUUCCCCAAACCUUUUUUUGGUUUUAGGCACAAUGUUAAGAUACAGUACAUCAUGUUAUUAAAUCAAAUUAAAUAUCAUCUGGUAUAAAUCAUGUAGUAUACAGUAUUAAUGCAAUUCAAAAAGGUCAUUUAAUUCCAUUCUCCAUUUAAAUAUGGACAAGGGGGAACUAUUGUAUGAAGUCUAUAGUUGCUAGAUGAUAAACAUUUGAUGAUACAUCAAUAAUGCAGAAUAUUUUCUCAUUCAGCAGGAGUGCUAGUCCAUCUUAUUUAUUUCAUGGUUUGAUAACUGGUUAAUGGAUCAUGUUCUCUGUGAAUAGAUUUUUCAGUACUGUUCAUGCUCUACUUAAAUAAAAACGAUUAAGAACAUUCACAAUAUGCAGAAAUGCUUUAGCAAUCUAAGGCCCUUUUUAAACUAGAAUCAAUACAAAAUUAGUAAUAUAGAAUACCUCUUUAAAUUUUAUUAUAGAUGAGAUACCAUUGCUUAUUAUAUAGUAGAAUGUAGAAUCUUUCCACGAGAUCUGUACCUACAAUUUGUCACAUUAGGAUUAUAAUGUUUUUUUACUGUGAGAAAAUUAUAUUACUGUGAAAUAUACUUUUUCCCGUAACAGGAAUAAAUAAAAUAAAAAGACUGACCUAUAAGGACCAAGAUGACAAAAUUAUAACCUGGUUAGCACUGUUAAAUCACACAACUGCAGAGUCCUCAAGUCCUGGCUCUUUCUAGUCUCUGUCGGUAUGUAGUUGGCACCUUCUCACGUGUCUAUUUUUUCUGAUGGUACUGAAAGUUCCUCCAAUUACGUUGAUGUGACCAGAGUUUGAUAUCCAGCCAGGUCGCAAUAUUACUACUUUAACAAGCAACUAGUUGAAAUGAGGGUAAGCACAGGUCCCAUUUCGUGUGUGGUAUUCCAAAACCUAACUGUGAAAUUUAGUAUCUCAAUUGGUUCUUACUGGAACCAAUGCUGAGGCCAUGUUGACUUUUUGAUGUAACUGAUAUAUAUAUUUUUUUUUUAUUUGAGUCAUUUUUAAACAUUGUAUUGCUUUAAUUUAAUAAGCAGAUUAUUCCCACAGUUUAAGGAAAGCACUUAUUGAAAGUGUUCGACACAACUUAAAGAAGUCUGAUUGGUAACAAAGCGCAGUGUUUACACAAAUAUCAAAGUACUUGGUAGAAAGAGUGUCCUGCAAGGAUGCAACAAGAAAUAAAUCAUCAAAAAUUAAGAAUGUGUUAAUGUAGUUCCUGUUUUCUGUACGAGUAAGUACACAAGUAUUCACCCUUUACAUGUAAUGUACUGGCACCUGUGCAAUGCGGUUUAAUUUAACGUAAAUAGCACCUUUUUCAGAGUUCUUAUCUAUAAUGUAAAAAUGCUUGGAACUUGACGGUAAGCAUGAUCCAGUUUCCAGGUGGAAGAGUGGUUUGUGAAGUUCACACGUCCGGCACCAUUUAUAGAUUUUAUUGAUGUUUAAGCAUUACAUUACAACGAAUAAAUUGAAAUAAUUCAGUCAUGCAUUUAAUCACAUCAGCUCAGAUAUCACAGGCACACCUAGAGAGCAGAGAAAGAAAGUGUCUGCCUCAAUCUCCGCUGGGUAAUCUAGUUUCCUCCCAAAUCACAACUACUGGGAUGCCAGCUUAACUGGCAGUCUUAAAAUGCCAUUCUGUAUUUCAACGUGGGGUGGUGUGCGAGUUUGCCUAGGAGUUCAUUGGCAUCACCAAUUAGCACAAAUGAUGCUGCUCGGAUAAGUUUAGAAUCGCAUGGUUGGAAAAGGUCACUUCAGUGUUCACGUUCCUUGCUAUUCAAUAAUGUGAAUAAUCCUGUUUUUGUCUCACAAAUGAUAUUAAGGUUUAUCUCUGAAAUCCAUGAAUAUGUUUGGUUACAACAUUUGGGGGGGUGGGGGGGAUAGAGACCAACCUUCCACCCUGGUGCAUAUAUUUUGGACCAGUCAUACUCGGUCUUUACUUUGUAAUAUGUUCCCAUUUGACCUUGGUCCUCUUUAUUUGUUAAAGUCAUUUCUCUUGGACUUAAAUUGUUUUAAUAUGUACCCAAAAGAUAUACAUAUUCUUUAUAUAGCAAAGUAAAGUAAAUUAUUGUAAUUCCGCUUAUUAUUGCAUUUAAUUCAUAUAUUUUUUUUUACAGUGCAUGAAACGCCCUGUAAUACCACACAGUGAAGACUUAGCUCUGUGGAUGUCUUCAAUGUACAAUACUCACUGAAUUUGGACGAUUAAUGUUUUUUUCUACUACUUAAAAUAACUGAAGGUGUUUUUUCUGCAUUGUAACUAGUUGUCUAUCAACAAAGUGCAAUAAUGUGUACAGUUGUAUGUUUUGGCCUAUUUCAAUUUAUUAAUAGAAAGAGAGAUUUUUAUUUUGUACAUUUGACAUCUGUGAAUAUAUUUUAAAUGAUUGCAAACUUACAGUAUUACUGUUCACUUUUGAGACAUGUUUUUAUGUUAUAUUAAAUUGAAGUAGUUUAAAAUAUGCUAGUUAGUAAGCAAAAGAUUUGUUACACUGCCCAGGCUGUCACAGUGACCCGUAGUGAAUGCGAUUCCUUGCUUUCUGUGUGCGUUUUUGGUGGUGAUAAUAAGUGACCGUACAAGUGGAAGGCCACAUUUUUCUUUACUUGUUUCCUUCUUUGUUUUAGUCCUUGAACACUGGGGGUCAAUAGAGCCAGAAUCAUUUCUAUUUGGAGGUCAACUCCAUUUAUCAUUCAGUUAAACAAUUAGGCACAUAAUAAGGUUAUUUAUUAUGAUGCGCAUGUUUGUUCAAACAUACAUGUUGAUGUGUCCUCAACACUUUAGCAUCAUAUUAAAUAUCAAUACAUUUAGAAGUAGUUUGGCUUUAAGUAUGUAUUGAUUUUCUCUUUUUAUUUCAGGCCUUUUGUUAUCAUUUAUCCUUAUUAAAUAAAUACUUUAAUAAUCUUCUGUCAGCAUUACUAAAAGAAUUUUUGAAAUCAUCCGCAGUUCUACAAUCUUCUACAAAAGAAAUGUUUAUUAGAUUUCACAUUGCAAUAGAUUGCUGUACUUUUUAGCCGUAAUUAAAUGUCAAAUUCAGUCA